Messenger RNA from Ixodes scapularis (black-legged tick), 1029 nucleotides. RefSeq lists its product as uncharacterized. Gene Ontology annotation, molecular function: nucleic acid binding. The record is from RefSeq and is a predicted model, not a curated record. Lineage: Eukaryota; Metazoa; Arthropoda; Arachnida; Ixodida; Ixodidae. The transcript is spliced from 2 exons. Bases 1 to 1029 code for a protein of 342 amino acids.
AUGAGGGAAGGAAAUCUUGUACGCCUCGUCCGCGCUUUCGUUGUGAGCCGGCUGGCAUGCGUCCUUCCCUUCCUACGGCUCGGGGUGGCGGAGAAAGCCAAACUUGACUGCUUGAUUAGGAAGGCCUACAAGCGAGCACUUGGCAUCCCGGAUUCUACGUCAAACGAAAAGCUGGCGGCGCUGGGCCUACAUAACACCGUGGAAGAGAUCGUCGAGGCGCAACGGACGUCUCAGCUCGAACGGCUAACAAAGAGCGCGACCGGGCGCCACAUUCUUGAAAACCUGGGCAUCCGCUACGAAAGACAAACGGGCGAGAAAAUAGACGUGCCGAGACGGGUCCGGGAGAAGCUUACCAUCCCAAACCUGCCACGUCACAUGCACCCCGUGCACCAUGUGGAGCGACGAACGGCGAGAGCCAAGGCCCUUCGAAGACUACUACAGAAGGAAGAGGGCGUCUACUACACGGACGCUGCGAGGUACGACAGGGAUGCCAUGGCCGCAGCCGUGGUUGACAAGCAAGGGAAGAUCGUUGCGAGCUGCAGUGUCCGGACGACAGAACCGGAGGUAGCCGAGGAAGUGGCCAUCGCUCUGGCACUCAAGCUGCAAGACGCUAAAAUCAUUGUCAGCGAUUCACAGAUGGCGAUUCGCCAAUACGCCAAGGGACGGAUCUCGCCGGUUACGCUUCGAGUACUAGGUGAUCCUGAAAAGACUGCGAAGGUGAAGCUGAUCUGGACUCCAGCACACUCGUCGCUCCCCGGCAACGAGGAGGCUCACGACGCGGCCCGAGGUCUCACUCGCCGGGCCGGAGCAACGUCGGACCCCUCCAUCGAAUCGUCGACGGGGGGCGACAGACUGGUUACGUUCCGAGACAUCCUCGAUCAUUACGCCGGCGAAAGGAUGCGAACACCUGAGGUACCUUCCGGUGUCGUCUCCAACGGCAUCCAUGUCCAACCCGUCGAAGAUGAUGCACUUAUCAUGGGGCCACAUGUCAAGCAGUUCCCUUACCUGCAGAAUAUUUUGCGGGUGUAA